This is a messenger RNA of Notolabrus celidotus (New Zealand spotty), 4435 nucleotides long. RefSeq names its product integrin alpha-6-like. The record is from RefSeq and is a predicted model, not a curated record. The transcript is spliced from 26 exons. Bases 141 to 3299 code for a protein of 1052 amino acids. Gene Ontology annotation, biological process: leukocyte migration; integrin-mediated signaling pathway; cell adhesion mediated by integrin. Gene Ontology annotation, molecular function: integrin binding. Gene Ontology annotation, cellular component: integrin complex; external side of plasma membrane. Lineage: Eukaryota; Metazoa; Chordata; Actinopteri; Labriformes; Labridae.
CUGGCUGUGAAAGUAAAGUGGACAACAUUCAACACUCCUGUAGUUAGUUAGUCGCAUUCUUGCACCUCCCUCAGUACGCACUCACCUUUCACCGGUCCAAGGAGGGAGCUUUUUUUCUUUCUUUAUUUGAUUGUUUUUUCAUGGAGGGCAGCAGGAUCACCAGUGGACUGUGGCUGUUCGUCUUCCUCUCGGGAUGUGGGCGGCUGUCGGGUUUCAACCUGGACACCGAAAACGUCCUGAAGAAGACCGGGGAGCCGGGCAGCCUCUUCGGAUUCUCUCUCGCGAUGCACUGGCAGCUUGAACCGGUGGAGAGGAAACUGCUGCUGGUUGGAGCCCCAAAAGCAAAAGCCCUGAGUCGUCAAAAAUCUAGUGUGACAGGGGGACUGUACAGCUGUGACAUGACCUCUGACGCAUCUAACUGCGACAGGGUUCAGAUUGACAAUUCAGAGGAUCUAAAAUCAGAAAGCAAAGAGAACCAGUGGUUAGGCGCCACAGUCAGCAGUCAGGGACCAGGAGGACAGGUUCUGACCUGUGCCCACCGCUACCAGCGCAGAGCCAAUAUGGGUACUCGCAUGGAAUCCCGUGAAAUUAUAGGCCGCUGCAUAUUGAUGAAUCAGAGAUUGACUACCGAGGACACUUCAAAUGGUGAAGGAGACGACUUGAAUUUCUGUGAGAACCGCGGAAAAGGCCAUGAGUUGUACAGCUCAUGCCAGCAGGGUGUCGCUGCAGUAUUUGAUAAGGAUUACCACUACCUCAUUUUUGGAGCUCCAGGAGCAUUCAACUGGAAAGGAGUUGUCCGUUUGGAAAAUAGAAAUAACACCAUGUUAGCACAAUAUUUCUAUAGCGAUGGUCCUUUUGAGGCUGGAGACGAGAACGAGAAGAACCCUGAUCUGGUCCCUGCUCCUGUCAACAGCUAUCUAGGCUUCUCUUUGGACUCUGGGAAAAGUCUGACGACUAAGGGCCAGCUGACGGUGGUGGCAGGAGCUCCAAGAGCGAAUUACAGCGGAGGGGUGGUGCUGCUGAAAAAAGGGGAUAAUAGGAACAUCUUGCUAGAGGAGUACACCCUGGAAGGAGAGGGGCUGGCCUCAUCCUUUGGCUAUGAUCUGACUGUGCUGGAUCUCAAUAAGGAUGGAUGGCAGGAUAUAGUGGUGGGAGCACCUCAGUACUUUGAGAAGCAAGGAGAAAUCGGAGGAGCUGUCUAUGUUUAUGUUAACAAAGGAGGGAAAUGGGACAAAGUCAAACCCAUCAGAAUAGACGGACCUCAGAACUCCAUGUUUGGUCUGGCUGUGCAAAGCCUGGGAGACAUCAAUCAGGAUCGUUACCACGAUUUUGCUGUGGGGGCUCCUUACGACAAUGAAGGUGCUGGGAAUGUUUAUAUCUACCACGGAUCAGCCACAGGACUCAAAUCUACAAAAGCUGCACAGGUUCUGUAUGGCAAGAGUUUGGGAACCAAGCUGUUUGGUUACUCUUUGGCAGGCAACAUGGACCUGGAUAAGAAUUCCUACCCUGACCUUGCCAUCGGAUCCCUCUCUGAUGCUGUGUUUGUAUUCAGAGCGCGUCCAGUUGUCACUAUCAAGAAGGAAGUCAAGUUCACCCCAAACGAAAUUGACCUUACGAACAAGAACUGUGGCAACAACUUCUGUAUGGAUAUCGAGGCAUGCUUCACCUACACUGCCAAUCCAAAGAGCUACUCCCCUACAUUGAAGGUGGCAUACUCCAUACAGGCUGACGCUGACCUCAGGGAGAAGAAACUCAACUCCAGGGCAACUUUCGUUGACUCUCCCAACAACUUUGAGUCUAAAGGAGUCGUCACCAUAACUGGCCAAGGACAGAAACAGUGCAUUAAACGCCAGCUUGCCAUACAGGAAAAUAUUCGAGACAAGCUGCGUGGAAUCCCCAUCGAUGUGUCUGUGGAAAUCCCGGAGUCCAAACGUAAACGCAGACAGAGCUCAUCUGCUCCACUGGCACCAGUCAUGGAUGCAAAUGAGCCAGCGAUAAGUCGAUCUGAGGUGAAUUUCCUGAAGGUGGGAUGUGGCACUGACAACGUUUGUCAGAGCAACUUGCAGAUUAAUUAUCGCUACGGCCACAGGCCAAUGGAGGGAGACCAGUUCACAGCGUUACCACUGGAGAAUGGAGUGCCGGUGGUGUUGCUUAGCGAUCAGAAGGACAUCGUCUUGGAGGUCAAAGUGACCAAUAAGAACGGUGAUGAUGCACAUGAAGCCUCUGUGCUCGCCUCCUUCCCACGCUCACUUAGCUACUCCGCUUACCGUGUUCCGACUAAUGAGCAGCAGGUUACCUGUAUGGCAAAUAAAGAUGGCUCGGAGGUCGAUUGCGAGCUUGGAAACCCAUUUAAACGUGACUCAGAGGCAAUCUUCUACAUUUAUCUGAGUACAUCAGGCAUCUCUCUUGACACCACUGAGAUGGAGGUUAAUCUUCAGCUUAAUACGACAAGCGACCAGCAGGUAUUAGCUCCAGUGAAAGCCAAAGCAAGGGUGGCCAUCACGCUUCAGCUGUCAGUGACAGGAAUAGCCCAGCCAUCUCAGCUGUACUUUGCAGGAAGUGUCAAGGGUGAGGCGGCCAUGAAGACCGAGACUGACAUUGGCAGUGCUGUCACACACCAGUUCAAAAUAACUAAUAUGGGAAAACGCCUGACAGGCUUUGGCACCGCCACCCUCAACAUCUACUGGCCAAAAGACUUGGAUUCAGGAAAGUGGCUCCUCUAUCUGGUAUCGAUGAGCUCCACCGGAGUGGAGAAGAUGCAGUGCUCUCCUAAAGGGGUGGUCAACCCUCUUAACACGGAACUAAGUAAACCCAGGAUGAGAAGAGCAGCAGAUACCUCCAAGGACAUAAGCGAGGGCACAAUCUCCCGUUUAGUUGACAAAAAUAAAUUUAAAACUCUGUCCUGUGACGAUGGAGCAAAGUGUGUGAAGAUACAGUGCCCUCUGGGGGGCCUGGACAGUAAUGCAGUCAUCACUCUGCAUUCUCGCCUCUGGAACAGCACCUUUAUAGAGGAUUUCUCUGAUUUGCAUCACGUGGAGGUGAUUGUGAAGGCCACUCUGCAAGUUGACAGCACAGUUAAGAACACAGUGCUGCAAAAUGCUGAGACACAGGCGAGACUGACGGUGUACCCUGAGAGGCGAGCAGAAGGCAUUUCCUCAGGAGUGCCGUGGUGGAUCAUCUUCCUGUCUGUCCUGUUUGGGCUAAUGCUGCUGGCUCUGUUGGCUUUCCUUCUCUGGAAGUGUGGACUCUUUGGGAAUAAGAAACAGGACCCGUCAGAAAAAGAGAGACUGACAGCAUAAAAAAGAAAGAGGUGUGGCUUUUUCAAGAGUGCCAACAAUGAAGACAAGGUUCCCAGUUACAGCGCAGUUCGGAUCAAACGGGAAGAGAGAGCAAUAAACCCUGAGAUUAGUAACUGGGAAAGCCCAGAAAAGAAGUCCUGGAUGACGACCUGGCACGACAAGGAGCAUUACUCUUAAUGGAUGAUGAGAUCUGACUCCACUCAAUUCCUGUCACUUACUGCAAAACUCAACAUUUUGCUUAUUUUUCCUGCCUUUUCUUUGCACAAUGUGGACUGUAAAUAUCAAGAGACAAAUUAAUUUUUUUUUAUAAAGAAAGAAAGAAAAUCGUUGACCUAAUACUUGAUUUGAUGUGUUCCGAGUCAGGGCCUGAAUUGAUCUUUGAAAAAGUCUGUUUGAAUCACUGGAAGAAGAGAUGCAUUGUGGGAGACGGUCCUGCACAGCUUCUGUCAGUCUGAGCUUGUAUUUGUACAUUUACUACAUUCACAGUGUUGACUUGGGGGAGGGUGGGUGGUUUUCUGGGUUUUUUGUACAUUUUUGAAUGUUGAGCGGAUUUGUUUGUAUUUAUUCUUCGUGAGGAGUUCUUUACGUUACAUGCCCUACAGGCCAAAGAGUCUUGCAUUGCAGAAACAUCCGACUUUUAAUGUUUUUUCCAAUUUCUAAAGCUUUUUUUUUGUAAAUCAACAUUUUUUAUAGAGUUUUUUCACAGCCAAUGACAUCGCCAUUAAACACAAACUAUUUACAUAUCAACAAGGCUGUGUUAUAAAAAUAAUAUAAAUCAAAAUGAAUGCCAGAAGAAAUAAGCAAAUGAAACAGAAGUAACAUAAGGCAACACGUUUAGUGAUACAUUUGGAAUAAAAAAAUAAAUAAAAUAAAAGAGGGGGGGGGGGGGGGGGGGGGGGGGGGUAGUUUUUAAAAUACUUCUCAUGAUGCAUCCAACUUAACUUUUUGAUAAAUCAGACACUCAAUGUGCCUCGGGUAAAAGUGGAACAGAAUUGCAUCCACAGUGGUAGAUGGCUCAGUUUGCAAACGAAUCUUCAAGCCCCUGCAGAAACAACAUUUUAUUGACUGUCUGAAAGUGAGAGUGAGAUUGGACAAAGAGUUGCUUUUUGAAUAAAAUGUUUUUAAAUGUUGUCAAA